AUCUGAGCAGCUGGGGUGGAGAGCCUACCCCUAGGCGCCUCCGGGGCCGUCUGGCCCUGACCCCAUUGUGCAGACGCACAAACUGAGGCCCGGAGGAGGGAAGUCGUUAAGGUUAAAGAAUGUCCCGGAUCCCUUUGGGGAAGGUCCUUCUGAGAAAUGUCAUUCGGCACACAGAUGCUCACAAUAAGAUUCAGGAGGAGACAGAUAUGUGGAAGAUAAGAGAACUGGAGAAACAGAUGGAAGACGCUUAUCGGGGGACACAAAGGAGAAUAUUACCCAGGAGCUCGAGCCGAAUGCGAAGUGAUGGUUUCGAUGAAGAAAGCCAUCGAGUCUGCUGGAGAACAAAGCAAGAAAUUCCUGGGACAUUUGAAGAUGAUUUGCUUAGGACUCGAUCCUGGAACAGAAAGCUAUAUAAUUAUGAGGCCAACAUGCCAGACAGAUGGGGUCACAGUGGAUAUAAAGAACUAUAUCCCGAGGAAUUUGACACAGACAGUGAUCAGCAAGAUGCUAUUAAUGGAAGAAACACACCUCCCCAGGAAAAGUCAUCUACUCAUGAGUCCCAUAAACGUAAGAGGUCAAAGAAAUCCCACAAAAAAAAGCAAAAAAAACGAUCCCACAAAAAACAAAAGAAAAGCAAAAAGGAAGCCACAGAUAGAGCUGCAGAUUCCUCAAGCGAAUGCUCAGGAGAAACUCAGGUUUCCAGUGCUAGGAAAGGGAAACAAUCACAUAAGCGAAAGAAAAAAUCAAGGAAAAAGGCUCCCAAGAAACCUGCUUCUUUCUCAGAGUCAGAAAGUGAUUCUUCUCGCCCAGAUGAUUCAGCAUCCAGUAGUUCUGAGGAAAGUGAAGAAAAAGAUGCCAAGGAAACCAAAAGGAAAAAGGAUCAGAAAGGUCCCAUCACCCCAACAAAGAGGAAGAGUGAGGUACAAGAGAGGACCAGCAAGCGGAAGAACUGGAAGGUGGCCACAGAUGAAAAGACAGACGAGAGCUCCGAGGAGGAUUAAAAGGAGGGAGGCUUCACCCUCCAGGUUUCCCAGGUGACCCCUUAGACUCGACGGGUGUGGCAGGGACCCUCUUGUUAGAACAAGUGGCCCAAGUGGUGAGAGCUGCCUUGUGCCAUCUGAAUCCUAGCUGAUGGAUUUUCUCCUAUUUGAGCCUGUUAAACUUGAUCCCCUUUUAUUGGUAAUGGGGAAGCUAUUAGUUUUUAUAAUGAAGGUUUCUUGAAGAGAUUACUUUUUACAAUUAGCCACACUCAGUCUCAUGCGCACUAUUCCCCAGAUCAGAGGAAACAGAAGCCAGUGAUCUGGGAACUCCCACUAAAGUGCUCAAUUUGGGGAAAGCAGGUGUUUAGGCCCAAGAGGACAGUGUGGAGAGAUGACUUUCCUUUGUUGAUUAGCCCCAUGUGAAGGCGGUAUGACCCCAAAGAACUCAACAAGGAAAUUGUUGUGGAGCCUUAUUGUUUAAUCACUCCAGAUCAUCCUCUGACCUUCCUUACAGCAGGUGUCAUACCUGGCUCUUCAUUCUCAGCCUUGGUGCCUUUGAUCCUUAGAUACAUAUAUCUAGACCCCCAGUUUGAUUUUAAUAUUGAACUUUUAGUCCUGUUCUGGCUGGCCCAGUGUACUUGAGGAAGUGGGCACAGGAACAAGCCUUUUUUCCCCUUGCAAUAAAAACUACAGGCAGCUGUCACCAGAAGGGAGUGGGGCUUUCUUGGUAUGUUUUCCCCACUGGGUAGGGUCCAUAAACCUGCAUUCUUUAUAGCCCCUGAGCCGAAGUCUGAAUCAGGCAUUAAGUUUCCCAGCGUACUGCUAAAUUUUGCCUGAGUUUAAUUGCGAAGUGGUUUUUUUUUGGCUAUUUAAGAUGGUCCUAGUUUGAGUGGGGUCAAAUUAUGAUCUGACCAUGCUGUCCAGUUGUGUACCCUGAACUGGAUUUGGGAUAUUGGUUACAGAUAUCAUUUAAAUAGUCCUGUCUUUCCUUGUUUUUGUCUCCAAGUCUGUAAAUGAAUUCCAGAUUUCACCUCUAACUAGAAAGUCAGGUCAGCUCCAAAAUAAUGUAGGUCUCUCAGGGACAUAUUUGCCUCUUCCCAGCCUUCAUGGGACUUAAAAUAUCCCCCAACCCCAGCAAAGAAAGCUGGCCUAUUUCAUUUUGUUCAAUUGGGACCUAGGGGUGUUUAAACUAGGACCCCUAGGUUUCCUUGGGGCUAUGGUUAGGAGCAGGGGUAAUGUGGAAUGUACUUUCCAUCCCCCAAAUUCUGUGAUUUAAUGGAUAUAGCUAAACUUUCCCCACUUAGAACAAAUACUUCUGACUUAUGGUGUUACAUAGCUGUUACUUGAUGGUCUGAGAACUAAAAAGGAAGCCUAAUCCUGGUUCCACCAUUGAUAUCCGUGAGGUCCUGAAUAAGUGAUUUAACCUCUUGUGCCUAAAAUGGGAAUAAUACUGACCUCGUUGGGAGUAUUAUAGACAACAAAGGGCAAAAGUAAUGGGAGACAUCUUACAACAAUAGAAUAUAAUUGUUUCCACAUAAUACCUAAGAUUCUGUAGAUAGGAAUUACUUCUCAAAGCCUGUUACACAGUAGGAUUCUACAGUCUACAGAAUUAACCUUCAAAUACAUCUUUGGGCAAAGGCCCUCCAUCCGCUGGUUAACCAGUAGGUGCUACCUUUUUUGGAUGUCUAUAUGACUUAUUAACUCUUCUGGCUCCAGUUUAUGUACUCUUAGCCAGCUACUACUAAAUGCCAGUUUUUAUCAGGAAUUUUUUGAAGGGAAGGCCUGUUACUUGGUAGAGAUUUUAGAGGUAGGAGAGAUUCUAAAUGACAAUCCCUUAACUUAAAGCAAACAGUAUUUUCUGUGGUCCUCUAGGAAAUAGGAUCCUAACUGGUAUUUUUUUUUCAGUCCUUUUUUUCAACAUUUUUUGCACCAAGUUUAUUCUAGACACUUGACAGGUUAGGGGAGUCUCUAGAAGUUUGUACUGUCACAUGAGCCAAGAGCCUUUUCUCAUACUAGCAGCUCCGCCUCCUUUUCUAGUCUAUGUGUCUUUGCUGCAGCCAGGUUUUUAUUUUUGGUCACGUUUACUCUAAUUACUUACAUGUGGGUGUAUGGGAGCAAAAGGGCUGUCCUUGCUCUCUAUUGCCUUCUAAACUCCAAAAUUUCCUUUUCUAAGCCUUAAUUGGCUUCUAAAAUUCUUCCAGUCCCCGAGUGAAAGGCUCAGGGUAGCUUUCAACGUCUCCCAUUUGCACUACCAGCAUUGGAACUCAUUUUUUUCUUGGAUAAGUGUUUUAGGAUUUUCAACUAGUCAGGGAUCUCUGAAUCCUGAAGUAGGAUUUUUUUAAAAAAAAUAAUUAAGACCAGGGUUGGGGGGUCAUAUUUAUCAAAUAAAUGAUGUAAUACAAUCUGGAAUUCCAAAAUUCCAAAUAAAGAAAUUUCAUUUUUUGAA
This is a messenger RNA of Trichosurus vulpecula (common brushtail), 3426 nucleotides long. RefSeq names its product NKAP domain containing 1 (gene NKAPD1). The record is from RefSeq and is a predicted model, not a curated record. The transcript has 6 exons. NCBI's taxonomy places the organism in Eukaryota, Metazoa, Chordata, Mammalia, Diprotodontia, Phalangeridae. The coding region runs from base 120 to 1001 and encodes 293 amino acids.